This is a messenger RNA of Pocillopora meandrina, 3290 nucleotides long. NCBI's taxonomy places the organism in Eukaryota, Metazoa, Cnidaria, Anthozoa, Scleractinia, Pocilloporidae. The record is from the annotation of a GenBank genome assembly.
UGACUGAAGAAAAGAGAGUACAAGAAAACAGUCAUCAUGCAUCGAAAACAAUCCCUCUUGAUUGCGGAAGCUCUUGGUAAGUUCAUAAAAGGUGUCAUAGAUUACCCUAUUCGCGCUAUCUGAAAAAAUCACAGAUUAAAAAGAUAACGGUCGCGCCAAUCGUCGAAAGAGAAAGACAGCGAAGUUAGAACGCCACAGGUAGUUGUUUCAUAUUAGUAUCGAUUUCAGUGGAUAGUCAGCUAAGCCGCAGUUUCCUGUAAAUAUUCGCUGACACAACUGUAUGAAAACUGUCGAGAUCGCCCAAAAAUAACCCUGACUGCCUCAAUUAACUCUAGACCUGUCUCGAUUCACCUAUUCGCAACACAUGAACCGAUAAGAAAACUUUUUAUUCAAUUUUGCUUUUAAGGCAACUCCCUAUGUACAAGAUAAAGACUAAAAACACUGACCUUAAUAUGGUUUUGUCUAUUUCUGAGCGUUUCCCAAAGUAUCCGUUUUUUGAUCCUUAUGAAUGGAGGUUUCAACUUGUUGUGUUCUUUUCAGUUGCCAUGGAGUCCAUAACAUUGGACUGACAUAAACAAAUUGACUCUGGUCGACAAAGCGAACAAUAAAUAUCAAGUAAAUUUUUUAAGAAUCUUACGGUCGCGAUGAAAAGAUAAUAUAGCAAUAUCUUGAUCAUUUUUUUUUCUUUGUCUAAAAGUUUAGCAAGUAUCGGAGCCAGAUGUAAUACAAAUUGAACAUUGAUUGCAAAAGUCAAUGGAAAACAUUUUUAUGUUCAAACUCUUCUUUUUUUUUCCAUCUUAUCUGUAAAUAUACCCAAGAGGACAACUGAACGAUAUUCCUGCUCAAAAAAAAUGCAAACAUCGUUCGCCAACCAUCUUUGCUGGUCUUUUUUUUUAUCUAAUUAGACAGACAGUUUAUCCCAGCAGUAUAAAACGCGUAUGAUGUAUGGCCUUGCUCAGUAGUAAGGCAUUUGUAGCUGUUACAGUUGUUAAGUAUCGAUGUUAGGUUCCAAUUGACGAAGGAGACUUAGACUUUUCUUGCCUCAUUUGGGUACAAGCAAAUAUCGGUCGUGUUUCUUUACUUUCGCUUUGUUGCAAAAAUUGUGAAAAGCAGACAGGAAAAGUAAAUUUCGUGCCGUUCAGCCGUUCCGAUAAAUAAUGUUCUUAAUGUCGCCACUGUUCUGUCCUGUUGCAGUUCUAGCGGUCUUCCUUGGAGAAGGAGCAUGUGACUCAAGUAAGUUAUGAAUGGAAAUCAAUUUCAAUGAUUUAGCUAAUUGAUUGAAACUAUCAUGAAGAAACGACAGCAAACUCAUGCAAUAAUCCGGCUCCUUACACCACAUGUAAGAGUCUUAAGAGAAAUUUAAAACUAGCGAGUCUUCCAGUUCAAGAGUUGUUUAAAGGUUUUUUUUUCCUUUUUACUAUGUGUAAAGACAAAGCUAGACAAUUUCUUUCCUUGACGAGUGAAAUUGGCCAGUUAAAUCAGUAGGAGUAAGUAAAUGAAAGACGCGCAAAACUAAGCAAGCAACAUCAGUGGUAAUAAUUUGCUGUUUCCACAUUUUUCUUUUGUGACAGUUUGUCCCAAUGGUAUAACAAACAUCACAGCAGCCAGUGGUAGUCUCAAAUAUCCCACGUCAGGUAAUUAUGGCGUGAAUGAGAUCAAGUGUUGGAAAAUUGAAAUCCCUGACAUAUAUAACAACAUCAGAAUUCAAUUUUACAGGUCAGUGUAAUUGCUCUGGUGGCUAUAGAGAUGCAUGUGCUCUGAUUGAUCGCGGAUUACGUCAUGUCUUGCUAUGAGCACCUCCCGCGAGGUGAUUGUAGCAGGAGCGCUUAAUUUUAAAAUGGCUACCACGCGUUUUGUCAAUGUCGUAGAUGUAACUUCUCGAGGAUUAUUUCACAAUAUUCAUUUCGCCCUCGCCGAAUAAUUUUUUAUCAAUUGACCGCCGAGACGCCGCCAAAAAUUUCCAAAACAAACCGCCAAAAGAUUCUGGAAGGUACACAGUGUAUUUUUUUCUUUUUAUCAAAUACCGUAAGAUAAAGUUUUGUAGCUUCUGAUGUCUUAAUGGUUAGAUUAUUGAGGCAAGAAGGAGAAAUGCGCAUAUUUAGAACUCUUAAUGUGGAACAUGCGUCCAAAAUAUUUCAUUUGUUUCAGCGUAUUUCAUCUACAACUGACCGGCAACAAUGCUUUUUCCAUCAGCACCUUUUUCCCAAAGAGUAACGAACGCUUCUCAGUGAACUUAUCGAUUUAUUCAUGCGUUUUCACCUCAGUAGCAUGACUUUACUCUGCUCUAAUUAACCCAAACACAACCCCGAAUCCCGUGGUUUUCUCCGACUACCGGAAGACACUUUCAACAUUCUCUAGAGCAUAAUGACUGCCAUUAUCAUUUGAAGUUGAUAAACAACACAGGCUUCUAUUUGAAUUUGGUCCCCUGUUGUUCCAUAGCUGUUCUCGACUCAGUCCCUUCCUCGUCCUCCUCGCAACUUUAGGAUUCAUAUGAGGUGCUGUGUAUCUAUCGCCAGAUGAGAAGAGGAAGCGGAUUUUAACUGUGUAUUUCUCUUUUUCGGUAGCUCUGACAUAGAAUCAUGCAAGAGGUGUGAAUGCGACAGGUUGACAGUAAGCCGCUCUUAUAAUGAUUUAGAUCGGCAAUCCGUUUCAUCAGAUUGUGGAGGAAAGAAUUAUAGCUUUUUGUACGAGUAUCUCUUUUUCGCCCAUCUGGGAAAGAGGAAAAAAAGAAUUCUAGGAUCGACUGCCUACAUUCGUUUCGUGUCCGAUGAUACUGAAAAUUACAGAGGAUUCAAUCUCACAUUUAUUGCUGGCUCAGGCGAAGGUAAGGGGUAGAUGAACAAACCAAAUCGAAGGAUGUGGCUUCUAAUGAUGUCCUGCACUCGGUGGCCUCCCUUUUCCUCAGAUUUCCUCAGCCCAUAGUAAAUCGUCUCCUAAUGCAUUAUCUGAGACUGUGCGACAAACCUGCCUUAUUAAUUAUGGCAGUGGCGUCCAACUUUAAUAAUCAUAAAGAAGCGCGUAAAUUCUUGAGAAUUUUUUAUGUAUAAUGUUCAACCGUAUAGCUUUAAUUAUUCUAAAAUUGGUCAUCAUAAUCAGUUUGGUGCCUUACGGUUCUUUAGGCUUUAAUAUAAAAAAUUCUUAUUUGCUUAGUUUUAUUUAAUAGACACACGAACCCACAAGCAAGUAGCUUUCAGUUUUUUGUUUCGUAUUUAAGAUUCUAUCUAUCUGUCUAUCUAUUUAUUGCAAAACAAGACCAAUUCAAAAGCAAGCAAACAUGAAAGUAAAUGGGC